Messenger RNA from Amphibalanus amphitrite, 4523 nucleotides. Its product is annotated as histone deacetylase complex subunit SAP130-like. Gene Ontology annotation, biological process: negative regulation of transcription by RNA polymerase II. Gene Ontology annotation, cellular component: Sin3-type complex. The record is from RefSeq and is a predicted model, not a curated record. NCBI's taxonomy places the organism in Eukaryota, Metazoa, Arthropoda, Thecostraca, Balanomorpha, Balanidae. The transcript has 17 exons. The coding region runs from base 116 to 3505 and encodes 1129 amino acids.
GAUAGCGAUUAUGGCUUUCGCUGUAUCAGUGUGGUCAUUGGGAUACGUCGGCAGGGAUAAUAUGCAAUUAUGAGUGGGAUGUCGUUUUUCAGCACCUAGUAUCAACAUCCUUGCAAUGAAUAAGCCGCCUGGUGGCGCCCCGAUGGGCGGAGGAGGCGGCAAACAGGGUUCUGGCCCUUCCCAGCAGCACCACCAUGGAGCUAUCAACCUGACCAAGUCAGAGGAGUCGGCCCCGCCGGCCACCACGGCGUGGCUGACCUCCAGCAGCUGGUCAGCCGCCAGCAGCAGCGGCACUAGCAGCAGCAGCAGCACGGCCGGCGGCGGGGCCGGUGUGUCUCUGACCACCGCCGCGCCGCGGCCGUCGCCCGUGCGCGCCUCCACACACAACCUGGUGGCGCUGUCGCAGCCGACGGGCGCCGGCCAGAAGCCAGAGGCGGUGGCCGUGCUGGGCCACCAGGGCCUGCUGACGGUAUCACGCUCAGCAGUCGGCGUACAGGGCAGCGGCGGCACCAUCGCGCUAAUGACCCCCGUCAUGUCACGAGCCGGAUCCACGCAGAGUGGCACCCACCUGCAGCCCACCGCCUACCAUCUGGCCAGAGGCACCGGCUCGGCCGGGUCCUCUCCGCGGGUGAUUGGCCCCCAGGCGGUGCGGGUCGGACACCUGCCCAUCUCGAGUAUAGUCGGCACCGGCGCCCACUCAGUCAGUUACCAGGUGAGCCACCGGGCGAUGACCCCGACCUCUCUCCCCGCCGGUCUGGUCGUACCGGUGACCUCCAUCGGCGGCGCGCAGCCCGUGCUGCUGCGAGCCGCACCCGCCGCGCCCAGCCAAGCGGGCGGUGCAACCAAGACGGCUGCCAAGGCCGCCAAGCUGUCCACUGUGACCAUGUCGGCCGGGGGAGCGGUCAGGGCAGCCGGCCCGGCGCGGGUCACCGUCGGACACACAGGGAGCGGCGCUCGCACCGUGUCGCCCCAGGCGCGGCUGGUCAGCCCGUCCGGCGGUGCGGCGCCCCGUCCCCUACACAUCACCCACAUUGCCGCUGAGAAGGUGCCCCGCGCGCUGGCUGGCGCCGCCACCACCCUGCGGCAGAGCGGCCCGAUCACAUACUCAAUGCUGCCGGCCGGCCGCGGGCAGCAGCAGGUCAUCAGGGGACCGGUCCACCUCUCGGUGCCAGCGCCGCCCGGCGGCUUCUCUGUCAGUGCUAGUUCGUCUGGGGACCGCGGGGAGGCGCUGCCUCUGACGGUGAAUGCCGGUCCCGCACCGAGCGGUGCUGCUACAAAGGCCGGCGGCGGACAUCAGAUCACCAUGACGGUGCCCUGGCCGGCCCCCGGACAGCAGGGAGCCAAGGUGAUCACGCAGCCGGCGCACGGGCCGCCGCUGCAGCUGUCCCAGUUUGUGCCGACCCAGGGCGGCCAGGUGCGGGCGGCCACCUCCCAGUCCACCGCGGCGUCCGCGGCGCCGGCCGCCUCGUCUGCCGGGGCUCCUGCUGUCGCCGCCGCCGCCGUCGUGCAGACCUCGUCCACUGCCAUCCCAGUGGCCAAGGUUUUGCCCCAGCAGCAGCAUCAGCAGCAGCAGCCACCGGCUCAGCCGCAGCACCCUCACCAGCAGCAGCAUCAACAGCAGCAACAGCACCCUCAGCAGCAACAGCAGCAGCAUCCUCAGCAGCAGCAUGCUCAGCACCAGCCGCACCCGCAGCCUGCGCACCACCCGCCGCAGCACCAGCAGCACCACCCUCAACAUCCAGCGCAGCACCACCCGCAGCACGCAGCACAGCAUCCAGCUCAGCACACAGCACAGCACCCAGCACAGCACCAGCCCCAGCACACGGCACAUCAGCCUCAACACCCAACGCAGCACCCGCCUCAGCACCAAGCCCAGCACCCAUCCCACCAGACCCAGCACCCCUCCCAGCAUCCACCACAGCAUCCGUCCCAGCACCCACCACAACAUCCGUCCCAGCACCCACCGCAGCAUCCUUCCCAGCACCCAUCCCAGCACCCUUCCCCUCACCAUCCUCAACACCCUCCUCAGCACCAGCCUCAGCACCAGCAUCAGCACCAGCCUCAGCACCAGCCGCAGCACUUGCAGGCUCACCACCCACAGCACCCACAGCAGCAGCAGCAGCAGCAGCCAGCGACCAGCCGCGAUCAGACCCUCCAACCGCAACAGCUGCGCCAUCCAGGGGAGCCUCCGGCGGCCGUGCUCCGCGCCACGGCCGCCCAAUACGGCGUGCCGGCCGGCGUGGUGUUCGAGCACGCCGGCUACGCCGCUGUACGGCAGCCCACGCCAGGGCCGAGUGGCGCCGGCCGGCUGGUCAGGGGCCUGGAGGGACGUCUGCAGCCGCACGCUACUCCUCAGUCACCGCAGGCCGCCAAAAUGACCUCACCUCGGCCGAGCAUCCUGAGAAAACCGCCCAGUGAAAUGACCCCCGGAGGCCGGGCGGUGCGGAACCUCAGUCACCAGCUGUCGGUGGCAGUGGCCAGCACCAGCGGCACUAGCGGCACCAGUGGCACCAGUGUGCCGGGUCCCAGCGGCGCCGGUCCCUCCGGCUCCGGCGGCGGUGGGGGUGGGGGCGGCGGGGGCUCGCCGCCCUCCUCUCCUCCCCGUCGGCCCGACUCGUCGGGCCACUCGUCCAGUACUAUAUCGGCCUCGUCCUCUCCGGGAGAGCCGGCCGGCCAGGAGGGCGCCGACGAGCCCACGCCGUCCACCUCUACCGGAGCCGGAGCUACCAGCGGUGCCGGAGCCGGAGCCGGAGCGGCGGCUGGAGCCAGCGGGCCGGUCCCCGGCACGGCCACGCCGCCCCUCGGACUCAGCCCCAGGAAAAAGCCGCGCAAACAGAACCUGGCGUCCACGGCGUCGGCGGCGCCGGCGGCCUCGUUCCCUGCCGUACCGUUCAGCCGUCCGCGGCCGGCGCGGCCGGGCAGCGACGACGAAAUGAACUUCCUCCGGGAGCACAUGCGCACACCGGCGUCAUCGUCGGCAGCGUCGACGGCGGCGGCGGCGGCACCGCGACCCUCCGAGCCGGCGCCGCCGCCCCCGAAGCGGCCGGCGAUGUCGCUCCUCAACUCGUACGGCCCCCGCACUUGGAAGCCGGCCUCGAGCCAUUUCGUCAAGUAUACCGAUGUACGGGGACGCGAUGAGCGAAGACCGACCAUCGCCGACCUGGCCAGUCAGAAGCACAUCUCGCAGAAGGUCAACGGAUGGAAGAUCCACCAUAUUUCGGGUCAGCUGGACGAGCUGGCAGAGGUGGAGCGUACUGUCCACCGGCGCCUCACAGAGAUGCUGCGUGCCUCCGAACGCAUGUCGUUCUCGCGGCGAGAGGACAAAGAGAUCACCAAGCUGAACGAGCUCAUCAAGGGUAACGUGCAGCGGAGCAAGAUCCUGCGCGACCAGCUGAGCGAGGCCAAGGUGCAGAUCACCUCCGUGUUCGAGCACAAGGAGGCCAUCGAGCAGGCCAUCGAGAGGUACGGACGAAAGCGACCCACGCGAAAACGCGACCGGCGCUGAGACGCGAUCCCGGGACGGAGAGGAGCAGCAGGAUGUAGCGUAGAGAUUUAGCACGAAGCAGCAGAGUCGUGUUCAGGCUCGGAGGAGUCACUUGGCGGUGUUCUCGAGAUCUCUGGCGAGGUGUGUGUCAUGGCUUGUCGGCUCCGAUAAUCAAUAGCGUUCAUACAGCGGGGUUGUGGAAGAUUCGUUCUGAAGACAAGGACCUCAUCCACGCAGGGCAGCCUCGGUGGACCGUGAAAAAUCGAAAGGAGUCACAGUUGUUUUAUGGCGUCGAACGCCGCUUUCCCACUGCGCGGAUUUUAAUUUCAGUUUUGGUAGAUGUAGACAUUCGAAGGGAAUCCCUCUGCGUCUAGCGUUGCCGGUCUAUGGCAACACAUUGUACAAACGUGCCGUUUCCCGAUCACCGUUGCUGGAGCGGCAGGAGCGUAGUCUUAGCGAUCCGGGGCCGUCCGUCCCCCGUCGUCGGCAGUUAGCGGCGACUCGGACCUCGCCUGGGAGCGGUCCCGCGACCAAUCGGGACUCCGUGUGUGUCUUUGGGUUAUGUGGUCAAAGUUAGCGAUGAGCUGUUCAUUUUGCCGACGAUGAAGUGCGGAAAUUCGGCGGUCGAGUGAGAAGCGUCGCGCCGGCGCGAUGAUUGCCGACGUGGUUUUGUUCGUGUCCCGCGGAAGUCGCCGGUGGAAAUUCGUUUCGCGUUCAUCGGCGUCGAUCUGAGCGGACCAGUGGUUUGUGUAUGAAGUGGUUUUAGAGAUAGAGAACUCUUAUUCGACGUGCGAUGGAGAUUGAGAGUUUGCCUCUGCUGGGUUAGACUGCAGAUGAACCGAGCGUCUCUUGCUUCUGGAAGAGUGGGGUCCGUUGCAGGUAGUCAAAAGGGGAGAGAUAGAGUGCACGUGAACGAAAGGAUGAACUUGUGCGCGGAAAAGAACGCGUUCAUGGACAUCUUAGAGCAACAACUUCUCAGUUCGGAGUUCAGCUUGACCCUCUCGAAAGGGUUGCUUUUGUAAUAAACACGUUCUUUGUG